GUGGGUCGUUUUGGCAGAAUUCCGCGGCUGUAGCUACAUCCCGGCCUCCUCAGAAGCUGCGACUGUCCGUAAGCUUAUUGUUGACAACGUCUCCCGCAGCCAUGAAAAUUGUAGCGCUCCUGGCGCUGCUGCGGCCGAGCUCUGCCCUCCAAAAGCCUGGAGCUGCGGGCGCCGCGGGCGCGGCGGCCCCCAAGCCCGGCGCCCCUGGAGGCUGGGGCCACCACGCCCCCGCCGCCGCGCCCGCCUCGCCAGAAACGCCGCCCUUCAUCGACCCGGACAUCGCGGCCAAGCUCGACGGCGUCUGGCAGGACGUCGACCUCACCGCGGACCAGGAGCUGCUCCUCGCGAGCACGGACUUCUGGUGCGACGCGGAAGAGCCCACUCCCGAGUGCGUCGACGAGGAGGAGUUCCUGAACGGCGGCGUGCCCAUCUUCGCGGAAGACGACGAGGGAGACGACCCCUGGUGCGACGUCACGGAAGAACUACCGUCAGACGACUGUAUUGACCUCCAGGAGUUCAACGCUGUCGAGCAAGAACCGGACUGGGGCUCCAUAGAUUCGCACGAGGCCGUGCCCUUGGUCAACGGCAAGCCGGAGCGGGAAGCCUUCGCGUUCGUCGACGAGCGGUCCUGCGUCGGCUGCAACUUAUGUGCCGCGAUCGCGCCGGCGACGUUCUACAUGGAGGAGGACCACGGCAUGGCUCGUAUUUAUCGACAGCACGGCGACGCGCCGGAAGUCAUCGACGAGGCGAAGGCCGCGUGUCCCGUCGGCUGCAUCAAAGAUAUUAACUUUGAUGGGCUCGUGAAGGCCGAGCAGGAGCGAAGGACGCAGGCCAUCAAUAACGCGGGGCGGCUGACGCAGCGCGCGGAAGGCAAGGCACCCAGAACGAUCUUGGAGGGCCUCGUGGACACGGACGAUCCGGAGUACAUCGCGCGGGAGAAAGCUAGAGAAUUGGAGAGGAUUCGAGAGGGGCUCAAGACCCUCGCGGGGUCGCGUCGAAGACUCGUGGAGCUCUGAGUAAUCUUCAUUUCAACAGA
This is a messenger RNA of Pelagomonas calceolata, 1036 nucleotides long. NCBI's taxonomy places the organism in Eukaryota, Pelagophyceae, Pelagomonadales, Pelagomonadaceae. The record is from the annotation of a GenBank genome assembly.